AUGAAAACAAACACCCGAAAUGGCAUCUCAAUUGUGCUACCAAUGCCAUUGGAGCACUCUCUGAUACAAGUCGUGGGCAUAACCAAUUCAGGGGCUUAUCUUGAAGCUGCCUCUAAUGUGAUACCUUUUGCCUCCCCUGCUCGCUCUGUUUUCAUUCGGAACCCAGCUUCACCACUCUAUCUCACUGUGGCCACCCUGAUGGAGAAGAUUACUGGGGCCCCUCUCUGCAGGUUCACUCCGGGAAUGUUUUGGGGCCGAGAUUUCAGAUACGUGGGGCCUGCAUUGCCUGUUGAUCAAUCAAAUGAUCGGCUGAUGGGGGAGUUUUGCCAUCGCACAGUGAGUACUAUAUGGCACUACCAUGGUGGAUGCCUUGUGGGAAAGGUAGUUGAUCGCAAUUUCAGGGUUAUUGGGAUUAAUGCUCUCCGAGUUGUAGAUGGUUCGAUAUUCACUGUAUCACUUGGGACCAAUCCCCAGGCUAUUCUUUUGAUGUUUGGACGGUCAGUCUUUGUUGUUUUCUAA
Dovyalis caffra is the source of this 519-nucleotide messenger RNA. The record is from the annotation of a GenBank genome assembly. NCBI's taxonomy places the organism in Eukaryota, Viridiplantae, Streptophyta, Magnoliopsida, Malpighiales, Salicaceae.